Messenger RNA from Condylura cristata (star-nosed mole), 1455 nucleotides. RefSeq names its product zinc finger protein 599 (gene ZNF599). NCBI's taxonomy places the organism in Eukaryota, Metazoa, Chordata, Mammalia, Eulipotyphla, Talpidae. The record is from RefSeq and is a predicted model, not a curated record. The transcript has a single exon. Bases 319 to 1377 code for a protein of 352 amino acids. Gene Ontology annotation, biological process: negative regulation of transcription by RNA polymerase II; regulation of immune system process; regulation of cytokine production.
CAAGAAGAGCGAUCAGAAAGGCAGGAAGGGAAGUUGAGGCCAGGAGCAAACACCCAGAAAGAGACAUACCCUAGGAAGUUGGACCAUAAGCAUAACUUAGAGGUUUUACAGGAACAAAUAACUACACCAGAUGCCCUGCAAGAACAUGGUUCCCAGGAACCAGGAAAAGACCCUGUCACUGAUACAAGGAGCACCCUCUAUGAGUGCAAGGCAUGCGGAAAAGGGUUUAGCAAGAACUGGGCCCUGGUCCGGCACAAGCAGAUUCAUACCGGGGUAAAACCCUAUGAAUGCAGUGAAUGUGGGAAAGCCUGUCGCUACAUGGCAGACUUUACUCGCCAUAUGAGGCUUCACACUGGGGAAAAGCCAUAUAAGUGUAUGGCAUGUGGGAAGGCCUUCAAACGCAGGUCUCACCUCACAGAACACCAGCGCGUUCACACUGGAGAGAAGCCCUACGAGUGCCAAAAGUGCAGCAAAGCUUUCACUCACCGUUCAUCUUUCAUCCAGCAUAACAUGACCCACACAGGAGAAAAGCCCUUUCUGUGCAAAGUCUGUGGGAAAGCUUUCUACUACAGCUCUUCCUUCGCUCAGCACGUGCGGAUCCACACCGGAAAGAAACUCUAUGAGUGCCAUGAGUGUGGAAAGGCCUUCACUCAUCGUUCCACGUUUAUCCAGCAUAACAUGACCCACACAGGAGAAAAGCCCUUUCUGUGCAAAGAAUGUGGGAAAGCUUUUUGCGUUAACUCAUCCUUCACUCAGCACAUGAGGAUUCACACUGGAGAGAAACCCUAUGGAUGCAGUGAAUGUGGAAAGGCCUUUACCCACCAUUCCACUUUUAUCCGGCAUAAGAGGACUCAUACUGGAGAGAAGCCCUUUGAGUGCAAAGAAUGUGGGAAGGCCUUUUGUGACAGCUCUUCCUUAAUUCAGCACAUGAGAAUCCACACUGGUGAGAAGCCCUAUCAGUGCCAGCAAUGUGGAAAGGCCUUUACACACCACUCUGUUUUUAUCCGGCAUAAUGGGACCCACAGUGGAGAAAAACUCUUGGAGUGUAAAGAAUGUGCAAAGGCCUUUUACUAUAGCUCUUCCUUUAUUCGACACAUGAGGAUUCAUACAGGAGAGAAGCCCUACGUAUGCAGAGAAUGUGGGAAGGCCUUUACCCAGCCUGCAAACUUUGUUCGGCAUAGUAGGGUCCACACAGGAGAGAAACCCUACAAGUGCAAGGAAUGCCAGAAGGCCUUUUGUGACAACUUUGCCUUAACUCAGCACAUGAGAACUCACACUGGAGAGAAACCCUUUGAGUGUGCAGAAUGCGGAAAAGCCUUCAGCCACAGUUCAUCUUUCACUCAUCAUCGAAAGAUUCAUACCAGUUUGAAAGAUUAGGAAGGCCUUUGCAAAUGUGUUCACCUCACUCAAUUUCAGUGAACUCAUACUGGUGAAAGACCUUUCCUUUUGAACCUA